AUGAAGAGAACGUUCCCCACCUUGAGCAACAUACAGAAGGAAUUAAAGGCUGCAAUAGGGUACGAUGACUGUAUGGGACACCUUUGUGGACUUUUACAUGAGUUGGAUUUCGCCUACCGUAGAUGUAAAUCUUGUAGACAGGUACUGAUGGAGAGAAAGGAUGUUGUCAUGGCACGUAUCAGUUACCUGAAGACGAUAAGGAAGGCACGGGAAGAAGGAGAACGGAUAAUUGUCCUACACUGUGGAAACAAGAAUGGGUUCCUCAAUGGCUACGAACUCAUGUUUAAGGCCAAAUCGAAAACCGGGGACUACCAUGAUGAGAUGAACAAGGAGAACUUUACAAAGCGGCUGGAGACACAGUCUAUACCAAACGCACCAGCAGCAUCGGUAUUGGUCAUUGACAACGUUCCAUACCACAGCGUACAAGAGGAUCGGUUACCGACAAUGGCUAAGACAAUUGCGCACAUCCAGCAGUGGCAACAACGGAAAGGUGUGCAAUACUCCAAUGAUCUGCAAAAGCGACAGGUCAUCGAUCUCUGCAAAACUCACCAGCCGGCGAAACCCAUCUUCUCAGUAGAUCAGAUUUUGACUAGACAUGGACACUCUGUGAUACGGUUGCCACAAUAUCAUCCAGAUCUAAAUCCAAUAGAACUCAUCUGGGCUACUCUGAAAGGUUAUAUUGCCAGACGAAACUUAAGCUUCAAGAUGACUGACGUGGAGCGCCUCAUCCAGGAGGGAUUACAAUCAAUUUCAAGGGCAACGUCGGCGAACUGCUGCAGGCACGUGACAGAUAUAGAGGCACGGCUCUGGCGGGAGAACAUAGCUCCAUCUGAGAAAGCACAGACUCCGGUGUUGAUCGCACUGAUCGGAACUGACACUGAGGCUACUGACGCAGCGGAUGAGUCUACUGACACUGCACCUGGUACAGUGACAGACACGGCUCCAGAAACAGAGACAGACACGGCAGAUGAAAUUUGA
Molecule: messenger RNA, 978 nt
Organism: Mercenaria mercenaria
Lineage: Eukaryota; Metazoa; Mollusca; Bivalvia; Venerida; Veneridae
Exons: 3
Coding region: 1-978 (325 amino acids)
Molecular function (GO): nucleic acid binding
Source: RefSeq, a predicted model, not a curated record